GACGGCCGGUCGAGAGACGCGCUUUGCCGGGCGGAGAGCAAUUGAUAAAAUCCGCCUAAAGCUGAUAAAUCCACCAAAGCAAGGGUCAUAUUUCAAUCUAAUCAGUGCGAGAGUGAUGACUUGGCUGCUCAGGCCGCUGCUGCGCGUGAAAAGUCUCGCCAGGUCCGUGUACAGUGUCUCAUCGGCAGCGUCACCUGAAACCGCCCUAGAGAUGAAAGCCAGUGUCUUCAAGUAUUCCCGGCGAUUCGAGGGAGAGCCCAAGGUGUCGGACUUCAAGCUGGUGCAGGAGGAGCUGAAGACACUUGAGGAAAAUGAAAUCCUCUGCGAGGCGCAAUUCUGGAGCGUUGAUCCCUACAUGAGAGUCUACAUGGAGAGUCAUCCGCUGGGCGUCACCAUGAUUGGUGGUCAAGUGGCCAGGAUCAUUGAGAGCAAGAACGCCAAAUUCCCGGCAAACUCCUGGAUGUUUGCCUACUUUGGCUGGCGCACGCACACUGUAAUCAAUCCGGAGACGGCUCCAGUCGAGGCUCAGGUGCGCCUCUUGGGCGAUAUGGGCAACCUGUCCCCUUCCCUGGCUCUGGGGAGUCUCGGGAUGCCCGGGAACACCGCCUACUUCGGCCUGCUGGAGCUCUGCAAGCCGCAAGCCGGUGAGACAGUCGUUGUGUCCGGAGCCGCGGGCGCCGUUGGCUCUCUCGUGGGCCAGAUAGCCAAGAUCAAGGGAUGUCGCGUGGUGGGCAUCGCCGGUGGGCCGGAGAAGUGUGCCUGGCUGACGAAGGAUUUGGGCUUCGACUCGGCGAUCGACUACAAGGCGCAAGAUGUGCGCGGGGCGCUGAAGGAAGCCGCGCCGAAGGGCGUCGAUUGCUACUUUGACAACGUCGGUGGCGAGAUUAGCUCCGCCGUGAUCCGGCAGAUGAAUCAAUUCGGCAGGAUCUCCGUGUGUGGCUCCAUCAGUUCCUACAACGACGAUCCGAAGAGCUGGCCGAAAGUGCCUCACGUGCAGCCGGAGCUUGUGUUCAAGCAGCUGAAGAUGGAGGGAUUCAUCGUGACGCGCUGGCUGCAUCGCUGGAUGGAAGGCAUCUCGGCGAUGAAACAGUGGAUGAAGGAGGGCAAGGUGAAGAGCCACGAGACCUUCACCGAGGGCUUCGAGAACCUUCCGCGCGCCUUCAUCGACAUGAUGGCGGGCAAGAAUGUGGGCAAAGCCGUCGUGAAGGCUAAGAUGUAACUCAAGGGUAUUACAGAAGAUAAUAAUAAUGACAGAGGCUAUGAUUUACAAAAGAA
Molecule: messenger RNA, 1275 nt
Organism: Phlebotomus argentipes
Lineage: Eukaryota; Metazoa; Arthropoda; Insecta; Diptera; Psychodidae
Product: prostaglandin reductase 1-like
Exons: 2
Coding region: 116-1219 (367 amino acids)
Biological process (GO): prostaglandin metabolic process
Cellular component (GO): cytoplasm
Molecular function (GO): 15-oxoprostaglandin 13-reductase [NAD(P)+] activity; 2-alkenal reductase [NAD(P)H] activity
Source: RefSeq, a predicted model, not a curated record